Miscanthus lutarioriparius is the source of this 630-nucleotide messenger RNA. NCBI's taxonomy places the organism in Eukaryota, Viridiplantae, Streptophyta, Magnoliopsida, Poales, Poaceae. The record is from the annotation of a GenBank genome assembly.
AUGGCGAUGACUGCGAAGCGAGGCCCAAGCGGCGAUGAGAUGCGCGGCUCUGGUCACCGCGCGCGCGCCCGCCGCGUCGAGGAAGGAGAGACGGACCAUCCUUCCGCCGCAGAGCUCCGAGCCAGCCUCUCCACCAGGGAUCAGGAGAUUGAAGAAAUGCGGAGGCGGCUGCGGGAGUUGGAGAAACUCGAGUUUGAGAUACCACCCGCCCCAUCUCAUGAAGAAGAAUCUGAAACAGCUGUGGCCGCAACAACAGUUGACAAGGCAGAGGUGGAUGUUCGCUCCAUCUAUGUUGGGAAUGUUGACUAUGCUUGCUUGCCGGAGGAAGUUCAGCAGCAUUUUCAGUUUUGUGGAACUAUCAACAGGGUGACAAUCUUGACAGACAGCUUUGGUCAACCCAAAGGGUUUGCUUAUGUGGAGUUUGAUGAAGUUGAGGCUGUCCAGAAUGCUCUCCUUUUGAAUGAAACAGAACUUCAUGGUCGUCCUUUGAAGGUUUGUCCAAAAAGAACCAACAUUCCAGGAAUGAAGCAAUCUAGGGGAAGGCACUCAGUUUAUCCUUUCUAUGCAUCUUAUGGGAAGGUACCAAGAUUCAGGAGGUUCCUGGGGUACAGCUACAGCCCUUACUACUAA